AUGGACGUGCUGCUUCCACUGCUUAAGAGGAAAAACACAGCGCAUCAUCAGUUCAAGCCCCGAGCAACCUGUGCCAGCCAUGACCUGCUGAAGGCAGUUAGAAACUCGAACCAGCAGCUUGCCAGGUGGGUCGAGCACUACUCAGAACUGUAUUCUGAACCCCGGCCCAUCAAAAAGGAAGCCAUAGAAGGCACUCCCAGCUUUCCAGAAGUGCAGCAGCUGGAUGCCAUGCCGACUAUGGUCGAUUUGAUAGCUUCCCUGAAAAGUACCCCAAGCGGGAAAGUGCCCGGACAGGACGCCAUUCCUGCUGAUCUGCUCAAGUGUGACGAAGACCUCCUUCCCUAUAUCUACAAAAUCCUCUGCAAGUCCUGUUUAGAAGGUGCUUUUCCAAAGGACCUGCGCGAUGCAAAGAUCACGAAACUCUACAAAAACAAAGGAGACAAGGGAGAUUGCAACAACUAUAGAGGCAUCUCACUCCUAAGUGUGACCGGAAAGGUGUUCCCGAGAGUCCUACUAGCACGCCUUCAAGCUCUUGUGAAUAGGGUGUAUCCCGAGUCGCAGUGCAGUUUCCGAUCAAACAGGUCCACAGCGGACAUGAUCUUCUCUCUCAGAUUCAAGAGAAGUGCAGAGAACAACAUCGUCUCCUGCACAUGGCUUUUUUGUUGA
Molecule: messenger RNA, 666 nt
Organism: Penaeus chinensis
Lineage: Eukaryota; Metazoa; Arthropoda; Malacostraca; Decapoda; Penaeidae
Exons: 2
Coding region: 1-666 (221 amino acids)
Source: RefSeq, a predicted model, not a curated record